Molecule: messenger RNA, 504 nt
Organism: Nicotiana tabacum (common tobacco)
Lineage: Eukaryota; Viridiplantae; Streptophyta; Magnoliopsida; Solanales; Solanaceae
Source: RefSeq, a predicted model, not a curated record
AUGGAAGAGCUUCCAGAGAGAUGGGCUCGAUCGUGGUUCCCACGGCGACGUUAUGAUAUGCUAACAACAAACAUGGUAGAAUCAAUGAAUUCCGUUUUACUAAAAGGGAGAGAAAUGCCUAUUUUAAGAAUGUUAGAUUUCAUCCAAGAAAAGUUAGGAGAGUGGUUUUACGAACGGAGAAAAAAGGCAAAUGAAACUUUUCACAGAGUAUCAAUAUGGGCAGAAGAAGAGAUGACUAAGAAGAUGGACUUGGCUUGUAAAAUAAUAAAAAGUGAAGGAAUCGAGUUCAUUGUGGACUUAAAGAAGAGAACUUGUAACUGCCUGGAAUUCCAACUUGAUGAAUUGCCCUGUCCACAUGCAAUUGCUGCUAUUAAUAAGAGAUAUCUGCAGAAAUCUGAUUACUGCUCAAAUUGGUAUUCAAAGGAAACAUGGUUGAAAACAUAUGAAGGACAUGUGAAUACCGUGGGAGAUCAAAAAUCAUGGGAUAUACCACAAAAUGUAUAA